This is a messenger RNA of Drosophila virilis, 2119 nucleotides long. RefSeq names its product sodium-independent sulfate anion transporter. Gene Ontology annotation, biological process: transmembrane transport. Gene Ontology annotation, cellular component: plasma membrane. The record is from RefSeq and is a predicted model, not a curated record. Gene Ontology annotation, molecular function: sulfate transmembrane transporter activity. Lineage: Eukaryota; Metazoa; Arthropoda; Insecta; Diptera; Drosophilidae.
CUGGCAGGCGGUUUUCGGCUUCAUUAUCAAAUCGCGACUCACUGGAAGCAGACCUCGUCUCAUAGUCACAUAGGCUAGUUAUGUACCCGCAACUGGAGGUGGACCCUGAGCUGACAGAGCGGGCGACUAAGGUGCGCCUGUUGGCUGGGAACCGCGAUACAAAAGACGGUUCAAGUGCAGCCAUCGAUGACAAGGUGUCCAAGAAGGCACCGCCAGCACCCAGCAAAUGGAGGCGCGCUCUGUUGCGUCAUGUGCCCGUGCUUCAAUGGCUGCCCGCCUACAAUAUGGAAUGGGGCAUUGAUGAUUUUAUAGCUGGCAUCACGCUGGGUCUCACCAUCAUACCCGAGAGCAUUGCCUGCGCGUUGCUUGCGGGUCUGCCCGCUCGCUAUGGCCUGUGCUCGGCUUUCAUCGGGCCCCUCAUCUAUUUAAUAUUCGGCUCCAUCGAUAAGGUCAUCAUUGGACCCACCAGUCUAGUGGCACUGGUCAGCGUACAAUUCACCGUGGGACGGCCCAUCGAGUUUGCAUUUCUGCUCACCUUCUUGAGUGGCAUUGUCCAGAUCAUUAUGGGCUCCCUGCACAUGGGCUUCGUCUUUGAGUUUAUUUCGAUGCCAGUGAUCAAAGCCUUCUCCUCAGCCACAGCGAUACUCGUUAUUGAAUCCCAGAUCAAGGUACUGCUGGGCAUCAAGUACUUAGUGCCGGGCCUUAUCAGCUCGGUGAGCACCCUGAGUUCCCGCAUCAGUGAGGCCAACAUGGGCGAUCUGAUCAUGGGUUCGUGUGCUAUUAUUUUUCUGCUGCUGCUCGAGCUGCUUGAGCGUGUUGCACGCAGUGAGAAACGUAGCAAAGCUUUGCGCAUUUGCUGUCGCUAUUUAUCCACCUCGAGGAAUACGCUUAUUGUGCUCAUCGGUGGCAUUGUCUCCUACAUUUGGCUGGGCUACAGUGAGAAGUUGCCCUAUGCCCUCAGCCAGAAUGCGCUCUCCAGUUUACCAAACUUUACGGUGCCCAGCUUGACUAUUGUUACGCAGGAACGAAGCUACAGCUUCUGGCAGAUCCUCAGUGAACUCAGCGUGGGUAUCGUUGUCAUCCCCAUUGUGGGCAUACUCACAAAUAUAUCUAUAGGAAAACUGACGCCCAAGGGUCUGGUGGAUACGAAUCACGAGCUACUCACCGUUGGACUGUGCAACGUGUUCGGGUCCUGUGUGCAGGCCAUGCCCUCGUCGGGCGCCUUUACGCGCUAUGCGAUCAGCACAGCUUGUGGACUGAAGACGCCCAUGGCCAACUUAUAUCUGGGCAUCAUCGUGCUGCUGGCGUUGGGAUACCUGAGUCCGUACUUCAACUACAUACCGGAAGCGACGCUGGCGGCCAUUUUGAUUUGCUCGAUAUUUACGCUGUUGGACUUUAGGCUUCCGCUGCGCCUGUGGCGCGAGUCUAAGCGAGACCUCGGCAUCUGGUUGCUGUGCUUUUGUGUAUGCGUGCUCUUUGGCGUGGAGGUGGGUCUGCUUGUGAGCAUCGUUGUGACGGCGCUCCAUCUGCUGUUCCUGUGGGCACGGCCGGAGAUACUGGUGAAGAUAGAGGAACUGGAUGAGAUGCAGUAUAUUUCGGUAGUGCCCGGCAAUGGCAUCUACUUUCCGGCCAUCAAUCAUCUGAGGAGUCUUGUGCUGAAAGCCUGCACCCAAGCGGACUUCAAGAUCACGGUGGUCAUAGAUGGCCACAAGAUAACGGGACUGGACUACACCGCGGCACAGGGAAUAUCGAAGCUGUCAAGUGAUUUGUGCCGGCAAUCGGAUGCCUCCAGUUCGAUUCUCUUAGUUCUCUACAGAUUUCCAGCGCAUUUGCAGCAUCUAAUCGAUCUGACCGACAAUUUGGUCUUCUGCGAAAAUGAGGGCAAGGUCAAGGAGUUUCUCACACAGGAAUCCCUGCGCAAUGGCCACAUCAAUCUGAAAGACCACAUACGUGCCUCCAUAGAUCUGGGGUAUAAGGUUGAUAUCGAAUAGUUGAACAUGUUGAAUUAUAGCACUCGGUAUCUGGAUAUUAUUUAUUUAAAUGUGCUUUUCUUUUCGUUCUGGCUUAGUCCUGGAUUAAGCAUUUUAAUCCCAAAUAUAUUUGCUAUAAAUAUCUAAAA